CAUUUAUCUUCGCCUAUAAAUGCGUUUCACGUCCACCAAACUCAUCUCUCUCUUGAAACCCAGCAUAAGAGUGAAAUAAAAGAAACAGAGAAAAUGUGUGGCGGUGCUAUCAUAUCCGAUUUUGUUCCUAUCCUCACCAAGGCCAAGGGUAGGAAACUCACGGCGGAGGAACUCUGGUCUGAGCUCGAUGCUUCCGCCGGCGACUAUUUAUGGAGUUUCCAUCCCACCUCCAAGCUUCAACCCACCAACCAACAAGUGGCGUUGAAAGAUGAGGCGGUGGUGAAGGAGAAGGAGAGGGAGCCAGCGACGACGGAGAAACGGGGGAGGAAGAGGAAGAACGUUUACAGAGGGAUACGUAGGCGUCCGUGGGGAAAAUGGGCUUCAGAGAUACGAGAUCCACGGAAAGGCACCAGAGUCUGGCUCGGGACGUUCAACACGGCGGAGGAAGCCGCCAUGGCUUAUGACGUAGCUGCUAAGCGUAUCCGCGGCGAUAAAGCCAAGCUCAACUUCCCUGAUCUUAUUCCUCCUCCGCUGACAUCACCCCCAGUGUCAGACGAUCAGCCUCCGGCGAAGAAGCUCUGUGUACUCUCUCAGAGCGAGUUAACUCAGCCGAGUUUCCCGGUCGAGUGCAUUGGGUUCGGGAACGGUGACCAGUUUCAGAACCGGAGUUACGGGUUUGAGCUUGAUUACGAUCUUAAACAGCAGAUAUCGAGCUUGGAGUCUUUCCUUGAGCUUGACGGUGGUACCACGGGGGAGCAGCCGAGUCAGCUCGACGAGUCAGUGGAUGUGUGGAUGAUUGAUGAUGUCAUCUCAUCGUAUGCAUAAAAUAAAGUAAAUGUAAUAAGUGAAAAUCAAAUAAAGUCUGUAAUAUAUGGAACAUAUGUAACCGCCGUUACUUUCUAAGGCUUUUUACCAUUACAUGGAACUGAUGAUGAUGAUUA
Molecule: messenger RNA, 941 nt
Organism: Brassica oleracea var. oleracea
Lineage: Eukaryota; Viridiplantae; Streptophyta; Magnoliopsida; Brassicales; Brassicaceae
Product: ethylene-responsive transcription factor RAP2-3
Exons: 2
Coding region: 94-825 (243 amino acids)
Biological process (GO): ethylene-activated signaling pathway; regulation of DNA-templated transcription
Molecular function (GO): DNA-binding transcription factor activity; DNA binding
Source: RefSeq, a predicted model, not a curated record